Molecule: messenger RNA, 909 nt
Organism: Diprion similis
Lineage: Eukaryota; Metazoa; Arthropoda; Insecta; Hymenoptera; Diprionidae
Gene: mRpL16
Product: 39S ribosomal protein L16, mitochondrial
Exons: 5
Coding region: 108-836 (242 amino acids)
Biological process (GO): mitochondrial translation
Cellular component (GO): ribosome; mitochondrial large ribosomal subunit
Molecular function (GO): structural constituent of ribosome; rRNA binding
Source: RefSeq, a predicted model, not a curated record
GAUUGGUCGUGCUUCAAAUUAUUAUCGGCACCUUCUUAUGACAUACCUAUUCGUCAUUUCGCAUUGAAAUUAGUUAUUCAACAGAGCUUAAAUCCAUCAAGUUCACAAUGCUACUAACUAAAUGUAUUUCCCGCGCGUUGUUAGCAGUGAAGGAUAUUCCCAUGACAGCUCCAAUAGCCGUUGGUUUGAAGAAUUUUCCACUGCCGAAACAGUACGGAGAAAUCGAGUUCCCUGAGCGCCGAAAAUUGAAGAUUAUGGACAAAGUGCCGACGCAUCCCCCAAAUUUAAGACCACCAAAAAUGCAGAAGAGAUUGCGAUACAUGCGCGGACCCGAAACUUUGCAUAACACACUGCUGCACAAGCAGUACGGGAUGGUUGCCACCAUAGGUGGUAGAUUGAGGUGGGAACAUUUCGAAGUGAUACGACUAAUGGUCGGUCGGCUGAUUGAUACGGACCGAAUGUUCGCCAUUUGGAGAGUAGAUCCUCCUUGGCAACCAGUCACCAAGAAAGGUCAAGGCCAGAGAAUGGGUGGUGGAAAAGGAGCAAUAGACCACUACGUCACCCCAAUAAAAGCAGGUCGAGUGAUAUUUGAGAUAGGAGGAAAAUGUGAGUUUGACGAGGUGAAACCAAUCAUUGAAAAAGUUGUUAGAAAAAUGCCUUUUGCGGCCCAAGUGGUCAGCCAGGAAUUAAUUGAUAAAAAACAAUUAAGAGAAGAGAAGGGGAAACAACUCAACAUGAACGAAUGGUCGUUUGAGUAUAUAAUAAAAAAUAACAUGGGAGGUUGCCAUCAAUGGAUAUCUCCUGUCGAUAGAAGGUGGUUUGGUAAACAUCGUUAAUCAAGAAACAAAUACAUGUCGUCUUAUAACUUGUAGAUAAUUUUUUUUGAAUAAAACAAUUGAACAGCUAAUC